AUGGACAAUCCGCUUGAUGCACAAGCCACAGAGAGUGUCGACUCUCUGAAACAAACCAUCGAGUCUUUAAAAAAGGAGUUAUGCUCCGUCACGAGUGAGAAUGACCUUCUGCGGGAAGAGGUGGAGAAGUACUACACAUCGGAAGAUAAGAAGGCGGAAGACACAAAUGCGCAAAAGCAGUUAGGCGAUCUUGAAAAAGAAAAAGCACAAAUACUUGCAGAAAAAGAUGGACUUCUAGAGAAACUGAAAAUGGCACAAGAAGAUCGAUUGGAGCAAACUGCCAAAUGUGAACGUCUUGAGUCCGAGUUGAGUAAAGUAAAGAAAGAGACUGUUGGACUUGAAAAGCAGUUAAAGGCGGCAAAAGACCAAAAUGAGGUGGUGUUAAUGGAGAAAAAGAGUUCCUCCGACCUUGCCGCUACUUUUCAAAUCACCAUCCAGCAAUUGAAAGAUCAAAUUGUCGAGAAGGACGAUCUGAUCAAACGCAUGAUGAAGAAUGUGGAAACGAAGUCGGCGUACAUGGACGAGUCGAUCAAGAAUUGGGAAACUUCGGAAGAGAAGAUGGGGCAGAUUCUCGACGACAGUUUUAAAAUUGUGGAAAUGGUCAAAAACAACAUGGAGAGUACGCGGAAUAGCCUCGACGAAAUCAUUUGGGAUCACGUCAAGAAAAACAUGGAGAAUGACUCAAGAGCGCGAUACGUCCAAUCCGUUGUGAAUGAGUGUCGGGAACAGAACGCGAUGUUACAGAAAGAUAAGGAGAAGAUAGUUUUGUGUGUGAUGCGAAUGAAGAACGUUGUUUCUGGAUUGGAAGAUCGAGUUCAAAUGCUCACAAAAGAGAAAGAUGACGCCAAAAUGAGUUAUGAAACACUGUUGAGUGAGAAGAUUGCGGAGAUUGAAAGGAUGAGUGGAACGACACAGACAGAAAAGGCGAAAAGUGAGAGGCUUGAAAAAUUGCUGAUUGAGGAAAAUGAGAAGAGAGAAAAGGCGGAACACAAAAGUGAGGACUUGGAAUACCUUAUUAACUCCUUUAAGGUGGAGGGAUCAAAAGGAAAACGGAACACAAUGCCGGACGACUUGGUCAAGUCGACAUUCGAAGUGAAACAAAUGAGAGAAAGGAUUGAUGAGCUUGAAAAGAACGUCACGAGUCUGAGUAAGUUACUUGGAGAGGAAAAGGUGAAGAGUAAAAGUGUCAGCGAGGAACUUUCGUCCAAGAUUACAAGGUUGAGCAAUGUGGAGAAAAAUGUAUUAAAUAUCGAGACGAGAAAGUUGUUGUUCAAUUAUGUCGCGUUGGGAGUGAAACUCAUGAACACACAAAACACGAACAAAAACACCAACCUCACCGAUUUUUAUGUAGAUAUGGAGAACGAGGCCGUACCAGUUUCGGAGUGGCCGAUGUGGAUCAACUCGAAAAUAGAGAAUACGCCGUUCCGUGCGAUGCGUGAUGUGAAUAAAGAAGAGAAGGGGAAAGCGAAUAAAACGAAGUAA
Entamoeba invadens IP1 is the source of this 1482-nucleotide messenger RNA. Its product is annotated as synaptonemal complex protein, putative. The transcript has a single exon. Bases 1 to 1482 code for a protein of 493 amino acids. The record is from RefSeq and is a predicted model, not a curated record. Lineage: Eukaryota; Evosea; Mastigamoebida; Endamoebidae.